Vanrija pseudolonga is the source of this 1587-nucleotide messenger RNA. RefSeq lists its product as uncharacterized. The record is from RefSeq and is a predicted model, not a curated record. The coding region runs from base 337 to 1359 and encodes 340 amino acids. The transcript is spliced from 2 exons. NCBI's taxonomy places the organism in Eukaryota, Fungi, Basidiomycota, Tremellomycetes, Trichosporonales, Trichosporonaceae.
CAGCAGCCCGUUUGUGCCUGUGCAUAAUCAGGUUGGAUGGUGACAUCCGUCGGACUGCAGCAGCAGCAGCAUCUCACAUGACGAGUGCGUCCUUGUCGAGUUCCCGUGCCAUCCACAAGUCAACUACCCGAGAAACAAACCAGAGCCAACAAGGAUCUACAUCGCAACAGCGAUCUCCCAUCUCCUCCUCUCGACUCUUCUUCACCCCACGCAUCACAUCGAGUGGCUUACAUCCACCACCACCCACGCACCGCGCGACCCGUGACUACCCCGGUGCUGCCCCCAGCGCCGAUUCGCCACCCGGAGCACCGCCCCCGCCGUAGGAACCAGUCAGCCAUGCCGCACCCCGUCCCCAUCAUCAUCGGCACGGCCAUCGCGGCCGUGGGCUCGGCGUACGCUUUCAAAAAGUUCGUGUACGACCCGCACGUCGCGCCGUUCAUCGACGCGCUCAUCGCCGCCCACCGCUCGAGCAACAACCGGUACGAGCGGGUGCCCGUGCCCGUCGCGCAGGUGUCGCACCCCGCCGGCCCGCCAGCGUACUCGCAUGCGCGCAGCACGGCCGUCGACGUCGACGGCAGCCCGACGCUGCGCCGCCGCCGCCCGGCAGAGGUGUACGAGCUCGACGAAGGCGCCGUGCUCGCUGCCGAGCGCGUGGCGGCGUACCCUGUCGACAUCCCAGUCACGUAUGCCGUGCGCCAGCCGCGCAGCCGCGGCGCGACGCCGCUCAGCGCCUCGGUCGCGACCAUCACACCGGGCACGGAGCUCAUCAACAUGGACUACUCGGCCCCCGUGUCGCACAUCGCGCCGCCGCCAGCCGCCGCUGUGACGCUCGUACACCCUGUCCCCAUCCGCUCGCCCCUCGUCCCGCGAUACCCCGAAUCACCCGAGCCCGCCCUCCCGCCGCCGUACGGCUCUCGCCCAUCGUCGCGGGCCACGGUUGUUGUGUCGCCGUUUGCCUCGUCGGCCGCCUCGCCCGCCAUGACGCCGUCGUAUCUGUCCUCUUCGGGCCGCUCUUCGCCAGUCAUCAGCGUCGUGGGCGACGACGCCGAGAUCGUGUCCCUCUCGGGCGUGUCGACGUCGAGCUUCGUCGACGCAGAGGCGUAUACGCCCCGCUCGGCCCUGUCGCCCUCGACGCCUCUCUCGCGCACCAUCUCCCCGCUGCCGCUCGAGAGCACGGUCGAGCUCGUCGUGCCCGACGUCACGGCCAUGGGAAGGACCUUCUUGGCUGAGCGCGCCGAGAGCCGCGUGUCGGGCCCCCGGUCCGUGAGCUCGUGGGGCGACGACGAGCACUGGCGCGCUGGCGCCAGCGAUAGCGAGUGGGACGCACUCAGCGACGUCGGCAGCAGCGCCGCAAUGUAGACGGGCUUAGAGUUUGUUCGGUUUCUCGAGCAUUGAUCCGGUCCCUCGUGCACGCACUCCCUCCGCACACGCUUUGUUGCCAUCACUAUCUUAUCUCUCCCGGCCACUUCUAGAACGCUGCCUCCCUCCGCUGUCACCAUCAACACCGACCAACAAAAAAAAAAUCACACUCAUACAUGUUGCUGUACUCUCUACACUAGUUGUUGAUGCCAUCUUUGCCCCUCUAUG